AUGAAACUCACCGAACAACAGAUCGAUUUUUUCAACACCUUUGGCUAUCUAGCAUUUCCCAACCUCUUCUCGUCCGACGAGGUCGCUUGGAUCAUCGAAGAAUUUGACUUCUCCAUCCAAAACUUCGGCGAAGGUAAAGCACACGAUGGCUCAAAGCGAACCAUGUUCGGCGGGCCCAUCGAGCAUCGUCCAAGGCUUUGCUCACUGCUAGAUGAUCCGCGUGUUCUAGGUGUUGCAGGUGGGGUUUUGGGUGAGGAUUUCAACUACGCCAGCGGUGACGGUAAUUAUUAUACCGGCGAUACGGGUUGGCACCCAGAUGGUAAUUGGGGACAACUUUUUUCCUGCAAGAUCGCAUUCUAUCUCGAUUCACUGACAGCCGACACCGGCUGUCUGCGAGUGAUCCCCGGCAGCCAGCGUCCAGAACAUUUUGUGAGAGCGGAAAAGAUAAAUCCGAACCAAUCCGAAGAACUUUUCGGCGUUCCACCACAGGAAUUUCCCGGCAGCGUUGCGUUGGAAACGAAUCCGGGAGAUCUGGUUAUCUUUAAUCACGACACCUAUCACGCUUCCUUCGGUGGUGGUGCACAGCGUCGGAUGUUCACAAUGAACCUGACCCGCCACUGCACAACCGAGCCAGACCUAGAGACCUUGCGCAAGUACUUGAGCAUUCAUUCACCCGGUGGCUACAACGUCGACACCGGGGCAAGCAUGUACUAUCCGACCAUACUCGAUACCGCCGAUGAGAAACGGCUGGUUCAUCUUUGGCAAUGUGUUGAGAUCCACGAUGAACUGUUUCCGCAACACGCUCGGAAGGCCUAUUCAAAUCUUCGCCCAGAUUUCUUGAGGAAUUAA
Messenger RNA from Geodia barretti, 849 nucleotides. Lineage: Eukaryota; Metazoa; Porifera; Demospongiae; Tetractinellida; Geodiidae. The record is from the annotation of a GenBank genome assembly.